AAAUUCGAGCUCGGGCCAUUCUAUUCGGAGCCGGGGCCACAGCUUCUUGCUCUGUCUGUCGUUGCUCUCGACUGCCUGCUCGAGCGCGGACCCGAUACAUGAUUACAUCUGGCUCGAUUUGAGAGGCUUUCAAUCGAGGGUCGCAGGCGCAUCGUCGUCGUCGUCUUUGUGGGGUCGCGCCUGUGGUCGUUAUCGCUUGCGGAAAUUUGGACUGUGGCGAAUUUCCGCUGUGCCGGAGGGGCGGAGUAGAUAGAUGGAUGAAGUGUUGCGCUGCUGCUGUGGAAGUUGGAGAAUGGACGACUCGUCUUCCGACGUGUUGCAUCGUCGUUGAAGAGACCGUACGAGGAGGAUUGUACUCGUUGGCAGCGGAAUUGAGUGGUGUUUCCGAGGAGGAAGACUGGAUCGUUUGCUGUUCGGAGUGUCGUGGUGGAGAAAUUGGGGGCGAGUGCGUGAAGUGAAGUGAAGUGAAGAGAAGCGAAGGAAAGGAAAGGGAGUGAGCAAUUGACAGAAGUGAAGGGCCGAGGGGUCUGUCCGAUUCUGUGUGUCUUGUGAUGCUUGUGUCUCCCUUUCAGUGUUCAGUUGUGCAUACGGGGAGAGGCCUGGUUUGUAAGCUGUCAUGUGUAUGAGCAAUGGCAGCUGGGAGAGAAGAUCGGAGCAUUCAAAUGAAACAGCCUUUGCUGGUUGAAAGGGACGAGAGCUUCACGUUUCCUUCUUCGCUGCCGAAUAGUCAAUCCGUGACUGUGGAUGUCGGAGAAUACACAGGAUCUGUCUUUGAUAGCAAGACCUUUCAAGGAGAGUCUUUGAACAAUGGCCCGUACGCCCCUUGUACUACUCCUGGGCACUUCAGAUCCUCAUCGGCCGGAGUUUCCAGAGAUACUAUCGGUGAUGAUUCUAGCGAUGGUAUCGAAGGUGAGCAUGUCAAAAAGCGCGUGGACCCGAAACAGAAGGCGCUACGGUCGAAAAGAAGAAGAAGUCUUCGGAAUCCCAAAUCGCUCAUGAAGCAAGCAGCUCAUUCAGCUUCAAAUGAUCCCAUUUAUUUUUUGAAAAAUGUGAUACGGGGUAUACUGCUGUGGCCAAAGUGGGCAUGGAAUUCAAUGGCGUCACAAAAGAAUCUGACCGUAAUAUCUUUGAAAUCAGGCAUUGCCGCCGGUUUAGUAUCCAUUAUAUGUGUCGUGCACUUUCCGCCUCCGUAUGAUGAGUUGUCUUCUAUAGCCAUAUGGGCUGUAGUCACAAUUGACAUUCUGUACGAGGGAAAUAUUGGACUUUCUCUUAUGAAGGGUGUGAACAGAGUAGCAGGAACUCUAUGUGCUGGUACUGCUGCUGUUUGUUUGACCCAGCUGGGGCCAGAUGUUCCGGAGCAUCUGUACCCAUACUACACGGUAUUUUGGGUUUUCUUAGGAGGAUUCGUAUUCCGUUAUCUGAAAGGGAUUCCUCCUCUCAAAGACCAGUGGGGCUAUGCUUUUACCGUGGCAACCAUUGCGUUUCACAUCCUUCUGCUUAGUUCGUAUUUGCAGCCAGAGAAGGUCACGCUGCCUAUUUUGAGGUUCUCCAUGAUUCUGUUAGGAUUCUUCUUAGCAUCGAUCAUCAAUCUGUCCUUUAUGCCAGUUUAUGCUGGAGAUACACUUCACUCAUUGGUGGCGAAGAACUUUGAUGCAGCCGGUGCUAUACUACUAAGGUGUGUGACAGAGUACAGCAACUAUACAAUGCUGGAUCACGUUCCCGAUAUUUUGAGUGGUUGCUCAGAAGAUGACAAAAUUCAUCAGAGCUAUCACGAGAUUGUCAUGUCAGAUUCAGAUAUAGACAAGUUGCUGGGUGCAGUUCUCUGGGAACCUUGUCACGGUGCAUUCUUUAAUGGUUAUCCUUGGCAUCUAUACGACGAUAUAACGGAUUAUCUACGAUACACCUUGUAUGAUGUCAUAGCUCUGGAUUCGUGUUUAAGGGCAAGCAUCCAAGCUCCGAAAAAUUUGCGGGAUCUUUUCACCCAGGAAAUGAAGGAGAUUGCAGAGGAGUGUUCGAAGGUGUUAGGCCUUUUAGGUGAGAGCAUGAGAAAUAUGACGAAAGUAGGUUCGGAGGAUCUCCUGUGUAGAGCUGAGGAAGCAGCCAUCGAAUUACAAAACAAGAUCUACAUCCACACGCAUCUUUUGUUGGGAAAAGGAGCUGCAGAGUCACCGAGGUAUGGGUUAUAUCUUGCGUCAUGCUAUGGGAAUCCGGACGCCGAACAACGGGACGCUUCUGACGUUGUUCAGAGGGUCUAUGAUCCCAACGAUCCAUGGGCUACUAGCGAGGCAGAACAAUUUCAGUCCUAUGAAGAUAGGGAGAAUUUUGCAUCUGCAAGGACAAGGAGCAAGGAAAUAGAGAAUGGUGAUGAAGAAUCAGCACCGUUAGUAGUUCCUACACAAAAUGGCCAUGAUACGAGAUUGGGAGAAGACUACAUCUCCCUCGACAAUCGGUACGAGACAGAGCACGCAGUUUUGUCAUCGUGGCAAGAUAGUCCGCACUUGUCGAGGUGUAACUCGACACAGCUUAGUCGGAAUGGCUCCGGAGAAACAGUGGACGUAUUUCCUCGAGGAGGAUUGUCAAGAGGGUUGUCCGAUGAGAGAAGACAACACUCACAAAGUUUACCAGAAAAUAUACAGGUAGAUGAUGGUUCAGGAGUCGGAGAGGCUCCGAAACCCCAAACCAAAGUUAAGACGAAGAUGCGUGGUUCGGAAAAGCUCCAACAAACAAGUUGGAAGCAUACUUUCAAGAGCAGAAGGUCAAAUUUAGGCACCGAUUACGAUGGGGCUGAAGAAAGAAUAUCUGCCUUAUCCCUGGUAAAGUUUGCGUCUUUGCUGAUUGAAAUAGUUGCGAAGAUGAAGUAUGUUGUCACAUCCGUCCAAGAACUAGGAGAAGCUGCGAAGUUCAAGACACAGAAUGUCGAAUCCUUUGAAUCAAGCCUGCGGGCAGGAAUUCCCGACAUCAGAACGUAGUCAACGCAAUGCAGCGUUCAUGGGUCUGCAGAUUCUGUCUGACUCAGCAUUCUUUACAGGAUUAAAAGGGCAAAGCGGUCGGAGUUUUGUCUAAGUGUAAUUAUCUCCUUCUGAAGGAUUUUCCAGAAGAUAUUUAGGAAAUAUGUACAAUACUCCACUGUAACUAUCAACGUAUGCAGAGGAAGUCCACGCCAACUUUGUCUCUCCACGACCAUACGUUUCAAAUUGCAGCACGUCGGGUCAUGAUUCACAACUUUUAAGUUAGAAUGUCAUGAUGUGGGCAAAAUCUUUUUUC
Marchantia polymorpha subsp. ruderalis is the source of this 3264-nucleotide messenger RNA. The record is from the annotation of a GenBank genome assembly. Lineage: Eukaryota; Viridiplantae; Streptophyta; Marchantiopsida; Marchantiales; Marchantiaceae.